UAAAUAAAUGGGGCUUAGUUCCAAAAAAACAACAUUUAUGAAUAAAAACUGUCCCAAAAUUAUGAAAUUGUUAAACUAAAGAUUUAAUAUGUUUGUCUUUGUAUAUAAACCCAAACUGAAUAUCAUUACACAUAAAUAAAGGAGUGUUGUGUUUCCAUUCCAUGGGAUCUUUUAUUUUGUAGGAAUGCUCUCUUUUCUGACAGUCCGUAAACGCGUCCGCGUGGUGGCGGUGAGUGGCCCCGCCCCUGGGUGGAGCUCGGCGUGAUUGAUGGCCGCCUCCCAGCGGCGUCUCUUGGACGCCUCCUCCCCGCCUCCCUCCCGCGUCUCUGAGCUGGAAUGUGAGCCCGGGGUCCGGACAGUGAGCAGCGGCAGCCGCGGCAGCAGCACGAGCGGAGAGCGGAGCACGCUGCGGUCCAGCUCGCCGAUGAGAAGCAGCCCAUUCCAGCGCAGGUCCCGCAGUCACUGUCCGGAUCGUCGGUCUCUUUCCACCGGUCCUCUUGUGCAGAAAAGUUUGCUUUAGACCCCGCUGGAGUCCGCAGAUGGGAACAACCUGUGUGCCAAACUCACCUUCUGCUGGAACUCUUCCAACAAUGGACCCGGAGUCCCUGAGGCGGUGAAGACUGCGAGUGUUAAAUGUUCACCUCAAGCCCUCCAGCAACUGUUCAUUAAACUGCUGUCCACCCAGUGACCGUGUGAGCCGCUUGCACUUGCUUCCAAUGGCGUCCAGUCUGACGUGCACAGGUGUCAUCUGGGCCCUGCUGUCCCUGCUGAGCGCCGCCGCCUCCUGCGUCGGCUUCUUUAUGCCCUACUGGCUGCUGGGAACGCAGAUGGACAAGACGGUGUCCUUUGGCACGUUCCGGCGCUGCUCCUACCCGGUGAGGGACGAGGAGAAGCAGAUCACGGUGAUGCUGGAGCAGUGCGGGCGCUACGCCUCCUUCAACGGCAUCCCGAGCCUGCAGUGGAGGAUCUGCACGGUGGUGACGGGCGUCGGGUGUGGCCUCCUCCUGCUGGUGGCGCUCACCGCCCUCAUGGGCUGCUGCAUCUCUGACCUCAUCUCGCGUACGAUUGGCCGAGUGGCCGGCGGCAUCCAGUUUGUUGGAGGUCUGCUCAUUGGGUCAGGCUGCGCUCUGUAUCCCCUGGGAUGGGACAGCGAGGAGGUACGGCAGACCUGCAACAACAGCUCGGACCAGUUCAAGCUGGGUACCUGUCAGAUCGGCUGGGCGUACUACUGCACGGGGGCUGGCGCCGCCGCCGCCAUGCUGAUCUGCACCUGGCUGUCGUGUUUCGCUGGGAAGAAGCAGAAACAUUACCCAUACUGAGAAAGCAGCGGCGUCAGACGGAUACCUCGGGCGGUACGACUAAAGGGAGAGGACUCAGGUUGUGAAGGACUCACACCGGCUCAGCACACCAGGCGCCAAAGACAACAAUUGUUUUGGUGCGCUGCACAUCAUGGGACACUCCUCAUCAGACAACUGCAGGGACUCUUUCAUUAAGCAACACUCACAGACAUAUAAAUAUAUAUAUAUAAAUCUCUAUUAAAUGUGUUCUUAAAUGAAAGCUGAAUGGACCAAUUCUCUUUGUAAAAUUGUUACAUUACUUUUUUAUUUAACAGAGAGUUCCCCUUUUUCCCGUGCUUCAUCUUCGGCAGCCUUCGCUGUUACCGUGACUGUGUGCCCUGUAAUGAACAGACAAGUAAUAUUCCUUUAUUGUUACCCCAAGUGUUUCCAUCCCCUCCUUGUGUCUCGUCUUUUGCCUUAAACAUGACGUGAAAUGCAAUAAUCCCGUUGAGCAGUGCACGCUGACCUGCGGCCCCUUUCCACUGAGACGUUUAUCCCCCCAAAAGCAGAGUUUAUUUAACAUGAGGUAUGCAUUGUGUACGGUAAUGUAUUUUAUCACGUUAUCACAUGUUUUUAUAUUCAGUUUGAAUUUACUCUGUGUCAUGCUUUUUGCUUUGUAAAUAAAUGUUUACUGAAAUUUG
Oryzias melastigma (Indian medaka) is the source of this 1978-nucleotide messenger RNA. Its product is annotated as LHFPL tetraspan subfamily member 6 protein. NCBI's taxonomy places the organism in Eukaryota, Metazoa, Chordata, Actinopteri, Beloniformes, Adrianichthyidae. The record is from RefSeq and is a predicted model, not a curated record. Gene Ontology annotation, cellular component: membrane. The transcript has 4 exons. Bases 717 to 1319 code for a protein of 200 amino acids.